AUGGAUAACUCGACGACUACCAGCAUGUCUCCACUAUCUGGGAAAACUACGCGGAAACCCGCCAACCCGCCAGCAAACGAUGCCGAAUCUUCACCAGACCCUGCCCUCUCACCCAGUUUCAACUCGGCAUCAGACGAUUCCAUACCUUCAAGCGGCACCGUCGGCCAGUUCUCUUUUGCUCCGGCAACGCAGACAACAGUCGUGACCACCACCACGACCACCACUACCAAGUUUCCGCCGUUUGUGAUGCGAGCUCCUCGCUUCGCCGGGCACCUAGACCCCAAAGUCUACCCUCUAGCCUCCAUACCGACCCCGGAGCCGCUUCGAGAUAUCCGUUUUACCCUAGACGGGAAUUCGAUCAUUUUUCGCGAAGCAGAUGACGUUUCAGGCGCGCUGAGUAGAUUUAACGAGCAGCAAAAAUCAUUGAGGUUCUCUGGGGCAAUUCGUUCGAAACUUUCUGACGGCCCAGAAGCUAGUCAAGCUGACGCUAUAAAUUCUAAACCCUCUGUUCGCAAUCGACCCUCGGGCUCAUCGGACGUACGACGACGCCCUCUUUCUCCAUCACUACCCGCAUCUAAUCCUGUAGCCAAAAAGCUACACUCAUCAACCCAUACUUCUUUUGAAGAACAAUCACAGCAAACUGGUUUGACGCGGUUGCCUCUAUCACGACGUUAUGAAUUACCCCAGCGGGAUCUAGGGUUAGCAACCCCGGAAACAGAGAACACGAGCUUUUUACUUUGCAAUAAAGGGAAACGGAAUCAACGAACUCGCUCGAUGCUUGGAAAGCAGUAUCCGGAGGAAUCACCUCCUCGUGCAGACCGUCAGCAGCAGGGUGCUUCUGGCAUCGCGAGCCCCAUGGUACCUUCUGAUAAAGAAAGCAACGGUGAUAGCUGUGGAGACGGUUUAGAUAAGUCCCCGCUUCUCGAGAGGCGAACUAACAUAGCUACCGUCCAGGCCGCUGAUCGCUCUGGAAAUACACAAUCGAAUAAUGAUUCGGCAGAAUGCAACUUACAAAAGUCUAUGAGAAUGAGGCUACAGAUGAAAACGCGACGUAACAGACAAAACUUACUUGGGUUGGAGUCCUCCGGCUCGCAAAAUAUGUGCCUGCCUAGCCCCAGCCUCUCGCCAAUCGCUCUCAUGAAUGCGCAGCAGCUGGAAGAAGCCUCGGAUUCGACGGCAGAUGAAGGCACAGACUCUAGCCUCGACGAGCUUCCGAAACAUAACGGUAGAGAGCUUCGUGCGAACAAGGCCAAGAAGAUAAUGGAUUAUAGCAAGAAAAUUGCUGCAAGAGGCCGUGUGCCCAUGUCACCAAACUCGUCCCUGCUGGAUAUGCCUAAUAUGUUGAAUUCCUUCGAAUCGAUACCAGACGAACUCAAGUCGUAUAUGAUGUACCAGUUCCUUCGCAGAUGCCCAAAAUCGACCCUCCAUCUUGUCGCUAGUGUUGUUAAUCCUGCGUUAAAGUGCGAUUUCUUGUCCAACCUGCCCUUGGAACUCGGCCUGAAUAUUGUGAAAUACCUUGAUGUAAAGUCAAUGUGUCGAGCUUCCCAGGUCUGCAAGAAGUGGAGACUCAUCAUCAAUUCAGAUGAAAAGACAUGGAAGGCUCAUUUUGUUGCCGACGGUUUCGUCCUUCCCGCUGGAGAAUUACAACAAGCCAUUGAACAGGGCUGGGGCUGGCAGUUCCCAAUGUCACCAAGCGACGGCGAAAAGGAUCUUCGCCUCUUGUCUUUCAAGUCGUCUGAUAGUGAAUAUUCCUCGGCUAGCCCCUGGAACCCUGAUACAUCAGACUCCAAACUAGCCACCCUCCCAACCCCAUUUUCCCCAUCACCUCGUCGGCUGAAACGCAAAGCCACCGCCCAUUUGAGCGGAAGGAGAACUGCCAAACGGACAGAAACCGUCCUUCCAUCGCCAGAGGAAGAUAAAGCUACUCCAUGGUUGCAGCAACAAUUUACCGCCAGCGAGAACCCAUUCAUCGCCGCGAACGCAGCAGCUUUGGCUUUGCCGUAUGCAGACUUUGGAUUGCCAUCCUUGAAGAGUCUACAUCUCUACAAAUCUCUUUACCAGAGGCAUCAUUCGAUAAAGUAUAAUUGGAUGCGGGAAGACGCAAAACCAUUACAUCUCGCAUUUCGUGCCCACGACCGUCAUGUCGUUACCUGUUUGCAGUUUGAUACCGACAAGAUAUUGACUGGGAGCGAUGACACAAACAUCAACGUGUAUAACACCAAAACUGGAGCGCUUCAGUCAACACUCCAGGGCCAUGAAGGAGGCGUUUGGGCGCUGGAAUAUUAUGGCAACACUCUUGUCUCAGGUUCUACAGAUAGGUCCGUCCGGGUCUGGGACAUUGAGGCAGCAGACUGCACACAGAUCUUCCACGGUCAUACCUCGACAGUCAGAUGCUUGCAAAUCCUCUUACCUGUCCAGGUCGGGACACUUCCAGACGGAACACCAGAAAUGAUGCCUAGGGAACCAUUAAUCAUAACCGGGUCGCGUGACUCCACCCUUCGAGUUUGGAAACUCCCAAAGCCAAAGGACCCGACGUAUUAUCAGGCCGGCCCUGCACAAAAUGACGGUGCUUGUCCUUACUUCGUUAGGGUUAUGGUAGGUCACACACAUUCAGUCCGAGCUAUUGCUGCACACGGCGAUACUCUAGUCAGCGGAAGCUAUGAUUGCACCGUUAGAGUUUGGAAGAUAUCCACUGGUGAGGCUGUCCAUUGCCUACAAGGUCAUAGUUUCAAAGUCUACAGCGUUGUUCUGGAUCAUAAGCGAAACCGCUGUAUCAGCGGCUCCAUGGACCACAUGGUUAAAAUUUGGUCCCUGGACACCGGAGCAGUGCUAUAUAACUUGGAAGGGCACACUUCUCUCGUCGGCCUUCUCGAUUUGAAUGCUGGCCGCCUUGUCUCUGCCGCGGCAGACUAUACGCUUAGAAUCUGGGACCCCGAAAAUGGCCAGUGCAAGAACACUUUAACCGCACAUACGAAUGCCAUAACUUGCUUUCAGCACGAUAGCCAAAAGGUUAUUUCUGGCUCUGACAGGACGCUGAAGAUGUGGAACGUGAAGACUGGAGAGUGCUUGAAGGACCUUCUCACGGAUCUUAGCGGUGUCUGGCAGGUUAGAUUUAAUGAUAGACGAUGCGUUGCAGCAGUGCAGCGGAAUCGUCUUACCUAUAUCGAGGUUCUCGACUUCGGUGCAUAUCGUGAUGGCACCCCUCCACAUCGACUUGGCCAGCGGAUAGUAGUCGAUCAAAAUGGCGAGGAAACCAACGACGACGAAGCCAAACCUCCUCAAGCUGACGAGGAAGCUUCGGACGCCUAG
Molecule: messenger RNA, 3309 nt
Organism: Arthroderma uncinatum
Lineage: Eukaryota; Fungi; Ascomycota; Eurotiomycetes; Onygenales; Arthrodermataceae
Exons: 3
Coding region: 1-3309 (1102 amino acids)
Molecular function (GO): protein binding
Source: RefSeq, a predicted model, not a curated record